Rotaria sp. Silwood1 is the source of this 1380-nucleotide messenger RNA. The record is from the annotation of a GenBank genome assembly. Lineage: Eukaryota; Metazoa; Rotifera; Eurotatoria; Philodinida; Philodinidae.
AUGCGCUUGCGUCGAGGAACAUUAUUUCAAUCCAUUCCAACUAUUGAUCAACAUUUACUUCAAGAUAAGCAACAUCCUUUAUCAUGGAUUAUGUCCGAAUUUGUUGCCAUUACAGCGGCAGCAGCGGCUCGAAUACUAUUUGCUAUUCAUGGCAUUGCAGCUAUUUGGCGAGUAGCAUUAGUAUAUAAACAAAACAAAUAUUGGUUUCAAGCUAUCACUCUUUUUGGUAUCCCGGCUGAAUUUUUCGUUACACUCUAUGUUAAUAAUGGUCACGAAUGGAAAUGGUUUUGUCCAUCCGUAUUCUUUUAUUUAUGUACUGUUAUACCAAGUGUAUGGUUUCUUGAACUUGAUCUUGCCGAAAGACGAUCAAAAUUUAAUGUAACACAAGUACUUGGUUUAAUUCCGGUAUCACAAGGAAUUACUCAUCUUGAUACUGAAGAUACAAUACCACUCGUUCCAUGGAAAAUUCCAGCUGAAAUGUGGACACAAAUUGUUGAACAAACACUUCUUCUUGUUCUUAUUAUUGGACGUUGGUUAUUACCCGUCGGAAAAACAAUGACACGUGAUCAACUUUCUCAAUUAUUACUUGUCUAUAUUGGUACAGCAGCGGAUAUAAUUGAAUUAUUUGAAGCAUUUAAAGAACAUGAUGUUCAACGUAAUCUAACUAUAAUACAUCUUAUUUUAACAGCUUGGUCAAUAAGUUUAAUGCAAUUCACACUUGUUGUUACAUCAACAAAAACACGUAAAAAACGUACAGUAGUUUUUGGACGAACAGAUUCUAAAGAAAUUGAAACAUGUUUUGGUUGUCGAUUAUUUUGGGAAACUGAACUAUGGGCUCUGUCAACUACAAUUCUUUUACAAGAUGGUCCAUUCCUUUGUCUUCGUCUUGGUUUAAUAAUUCAUUAUAAAAUAAUUUCACAAUCAAAUGUAUUUUUUACGACCAAAAAUUUUCUUGUUGUUCUAUUACAAUUCUAUCGAGUUUGUGUUAUUGUAAUUGAACAUCGAAAACGUCAUUUACUGGCACGCUUAUAUGAUAUUAAUGCAAUAAAUCAAACACCUAAUCAUUUACCUGUUGUACGACGAAAAUCUUCUAUAGCACGGAAAAAACGACCUGGUUCAAUAGUAACAACACCAAGGGGUAGUUUUAUUUUACAAUCAAAUUCAAUGACGAAUCUUCGUCCUAUUAGUAUGAAUGGUGAUCAUGUUAGUUUCGAUGGAAAUUCAGAUCCAUUACCAAGACGAAAACAUUCAUCUGCGGUAAUUCUAAAUCCAUCAUCAGUUCCAUCGGCAAGGUCAACAAUGUCGCAUUCCAAAUCAUUGACAAUUGUAGAACGACCAAAUAUUAGUUCGACUAGUCAUAAAAUAUGUACAGAAGUGUAA